AUGAAAUUAGAUGAAUUAGUUGCGAAUAAAAUAAUCGAAAAGGCUACCGGUUAUUGUGAAUGGGUGAAUCAUUUAGUCACCGUUGAGAAAAAAGACGCUGAAAAAUCACUGCGAUUAUGCAUCGAUCCAGGUGAAUUAAAUAAAAGUAUUUUCGAUGAACACGCAUUUAUUCCAACUUUUGAAGAUGUGUCAUCACAAUUAAAUGGCAUGAAAUAUUUCACAGUAUUAGACCUGAAAGAUGGUUACUGGCACGUUAAAUUAGAUGAAGAAUCGAAAAAACUUUGCACUUUCGCAACUCCCUAUGGAAAUUACAGAUUCUUAAGAUUGCCAUUUGGGAUAAAAACCGCUCCUGGCGUGUUUCAACAAUUGAAUUUUGAGAACUUUGGAGACAUUGAAAAUGUAAUGAUUUAUUUUGAUGAUAUUUUAAUAGUGGGUCGCACACGAAAAGAGCACGAUGAAGUAUUGAAAAAGGUUUUGGACCGCGCAAGAGAAAAAAAUGUACGCUUCAACAUAAACAAAGCACAAAUUGCAUUAGAAGAAGUGAAAUAUUUAGGUCACAUUUUUUCAUAUAAUCAAAUCAAGCCUGAUCCAGAACGUCUUUUAGCUAUUGCUGAAAUGACACGACCAAAGAACAAAAAUGAUUUACAAACAUUUCUUGGAGUUGUGAAUUUCAUGACUCCGUUCAUACCUAAUUUGUCAGAUCGAACGGCUCCGUUGCGUGAAUUGAUAAAGAAAAAUGUUCUUUUCCUUUGGACAGAGUUACAUGACAAAGUGUUCGAUGAGAUCAAAAAAUGCAUUCUUAAUUCGGAAAUUCUCGUGCCUUUCGACAUUUCAAAAGAGUUAAUUAUUCAAUGUGAUGCGUCACAGGGUGGCUUAGGAUGUGGUUUGAUUCAAGAUGGCAAACCAAUUUCGUUUGCGUCACGCAGCCUAACCGCUUCUGAAAGAAAUUACUCUCAAAUUGAAAAAGAAAUGUUGUCAAUUAUUUUCGCCUGCCAAAAGUUUCAUUUCUACACUUACGGCAGAACAGUGCGAAUUGUCAACGACCACAAGCCUCUUCUUGGAAUCAUGAAUAAAGAAAUACACAAAAUAGCGUCAGCAAAACUACAGAGAAUGAGACUUAAAUUACUCAAUUAUGACAUAAUUCUUGAACAUGCACCUGGCAAAACGAUAGUUUUAGCGGAUUAUCUAUCGAGAUACAUGAGCAAAAGUGAAAAGGUUUCGGAAGAUCAAUCAAUUACUGAGUCGAUCUUGUCGAUUAACGUGACAGACGCGCGUAAAAUCGAAUUACAGCAAGAGACGAACAAUGAUGAAAUUUUAAAGCAAAUCAAGGAAUAUUGCAAAUUCGGAUGGCCAAAUAAUAAAGACAAAUGCGAUCCAUCCACGAGAUAUUUCUAUAGACUCAGGUCCGACAUAUUGCUCGAAGACGAAAUCCUGUUCUAUAAACAACGAAUAAUCAUUCCAAAAUCCAUGAGAAAAGAAAUUUUGCACCAAUUGCAUAAGCCGCACUUCGGCAUAAACAAAACGCUCAAACGUGCCCAAAAUUCAGUAUUCUGGCCAAACAUUUCCAAUGAAAUAGAGCAAACAGUUUCAAAUUGCAUUAUUUGUCAAGAGAAUGCGCCGAAAAUUCAAAAAGAGCCGCUCUUGCCACAUGACAUUCCGAAUGAACCGUUCAAGAAAAUUGCAUGCGACAUUUUAGAUUUUAAAUCAAAGAGUUUUCUUGUCGUAGUUGACUUCUAUUCGAAGUGGAUAGAAUUAGUUAAAUUGAAAGGCAAAACUGCUCAUCAUGUAAAUACAGAAUUAUUAAGGCUAUUCGCUACAUUUGGUUACCCACAUAUAAUAAUUGCAGAUAAUAUGCCAAUGGGUUCUUAUGAAACCAAACAAUUCGCAAAAAAGCAUGAUAUUGAAAUCAUUACAAGCAGCCCUAAUUUCCCACAGUCAAACGGAAUGGCUGAAAAAGCGGUCGGUAUUUGUAAAAAUAUUUUAAGGAAGUCAGAGAAUGAAGAAGAUAUUCUCAGAGCAUUGCUCGCAUACCGCACCACACCAACCAAAAACAUGUCAUAUUCGCCAGCUCAGCUAAUUCAAAAUCGAAAUUUGAGAACUGAAUUGCCAAUGCACAUCGAUAAAUUUCGACCCGAAUUAUGCAUUGACGUCGAAAAACAACAACAAGCAAAGCAAAAGAUCUAUUGGUACGAAUAUCGACAUGGUGAUGGUGAUGGUGGUCGUGGUGGUAAUGUUGGCAAUAAGGCGAAAGACAGUAUGGCAUAA
This is a messenger RNA of Sitodiplosis mosellana (orange wheat blossom midge), 2265 nucleotides long. RefSeq lists its product as uncharacterized. Gene Ontology annotation, biological process: DNA integration. The record is from RefSeq and is a predicted model, not a curated record. Bases 1 to 2265 code for a protein of 754 amino acids. NCBI's taxonomy places the organism in Eukaryota, Metazoa, Arthropoda, Insecta, Diptera, Cecidomyiidae. The transcript is spliced from 2 exons. Gene Ontology annotation, molecular function: nucleic acid binding.